Antechinus flavipes (yellow-footed antechinus) is the source of this 969-nucleotide messenger RNA. Its product is annotated as olfactory receptor 4K2-like. Lineage: Eukaryota; Metazoa; Chordata; Mammalia; Dasyuromorphia; Dasyuridae. Bases 1 to 969 code for a protein of 322 amino acids. The transcript is spliced from 2 exons. Gene Ontology annotation, biological process: G protein-coupled receptor signaling pathway. Gene Ontology annotation, molecular function: olfactory receptor activity; G protein-coupled receptor activity. The record is from RefSeq and is a predicted model, not a curated record. Gene Ontology annotation, cellular component: membrane.
AUGGAAGGAACAAAUUACUCCAGGGUGUCUGAAUUUGUGUUGCUGGGACUAACUGAUUCUCCUGAACUCCAGGCUUUCUUCUUUGUCGUGUUCUCUAUUUUUUAUGUGAUUACUAUAUUAGGCAAUUGUCUCAUUUUAGUUACGAUUGUAUCUACUCCACAGCUUCAUUCUCCAAUGUAUUUCUUGCUUGGCAAUCUGUCUUUCAUUGACAUGUGUCUAUCUUCCUUUGCUACACCUAAGAUGAUCAUGGACUUUUUCACUCAUCACAAGACUAUUUCUUUUGAAGGUUGCAUCUCUCAAAUCUUCUUCUUGCACCUCUUCACUGGCACUGAGAUUGUCCUGCUUAUCUCCAUGUCCUUUGAUAGAUACAUUGCCAUAUGCAAACCUCUCCGAUACUCAAAAAUUAUGAGUCAACAUGUAUGUCUGGGCCUUGUAAUCAUUUCUUGGACAGUGGGCUUCCUUCACACAAUGAGUCAAUUGGCCUUCACCCUCUACUUGCCAUUUUGUGGUCCUAAUGUUGUAGACAGCUUUUUCUGUGACCUUCCUUUGGUCAUUCAACUUGCCUGCAUAGAUAUCUAUGUCCUAGGACUCUUCAUGAUUUCAACCAGUGGUAUGAUUGCUCUGGUUAGCUUCCUGCUCUUGCUUACUUCCUACAUCAUUGUCCUGGUCACUAUCAAGAAGCACUCCUCCAGUGGAUCAUCAAAGGCACUUUCUACAUGUACUGCACAUUUCAUAGUGGUGUUCAUGUUCUUUGGACCAUGCAUCUUCAUAUACGUAUGGCCCUUUACCAACUUCCUUGUGGACAAGGUUCUCUCUGUUUUUUAUACCAUUUUCACACCUUUCUUGAAUCCACUUAUCUAUACUCUGAGGAACAAAGAGGUGAAAGCAGCUAUGAGGAAAAUGAGCAAUCAAUAUAUUAGUUUCCGAAAAACUGCACAGAUAACACUUCUUUUGCAAGAAUCCUUUUAA